This is a messenger RNA of Papilio machaon (common yellow swallowtail), 2837 nucleotides long. It is a transcript of the gene eco, whose product is annotated as N-acetyltransferase ESCO1. NCBI's taxonomy places the organism in Eukaryota, Metazoa, Arthropoda, Insecta, Lepidoptera, Papilionidae. Gene Ontology annotation, cellular component: nucleus; chromatin. The record is from RefSeq and is a predicted model, not a curated record. The coding region runs from base 196 to 2823 and encodes 875 amino acids. The transcript is spliced from 10 exons. Gene Ontology annotation, molecular function: protein-lysine-acetyltransferase activity. Gene Ontology annotation, biological process: mitotic sister chromatid cohesion.
UCAUUUGAUUUGCUCAAUAAAACUGUUUAAUAACAGAGUUGCCACGUGUUUUACAAGAUGUAUUCGAUAUUAUCUUUAAUACAGAAUGGAAAUUUUCGAAACUAAGUGAUGGAGGCGCCAACUCCGUGACUUAAAGCUCGUGUGCGAAAUUUAGUGAGUUAAUAAACAUUGCGUAUUGCAAAAAGAUUCAGUGAUAUGGCUGCAAUAACACCUCGUCGUUCUUUGCGGAUUCCUCAUAUGCAUACACCGAAAAUGACCGAGAGGAAAAAGGGGUUAUUCCAAGGCGAGGCACCUCCACAACCGGAGUCUUUGACGAAGCAUCGCCGACUCCCCGUGCUGGACAGUGAGAGUGACAGUGAUGACUGCGAUCUCGGAAUCAUCAGCACUAUCGAUUCAAGCUCUGGAGAGGAAACUGAUCAGAACACGCCUAAAACGCCCGAGAGGUCACUAUGGCACGAAACUCAAAGCCAAUCGCGGAAAGUAAAAGAAACACAUUACUUGAAGAAUUUCAUGAAGUCACCCUUCACACUUAAAAAAUAUCAGACACAGUAUUCAUGUCCUGAAACAAAAUGUGGUUCAUCAUCCACACCAGCUACCCCCCACCUCCGUAACCAUCCAGUUACACCUUCAUCCACACACUCAUGCACUAGCAUACAUACAACUUCAUCAACAUCAAGUAAAGCUCGUAAAAGUCUCGCCAGUUUGAUAGCUGACACAGAAAGUUGCAGCAGCUCUUUAAAAGAUUUAAACUUCGAUUCAGAUUCUGCUACAGACUCGAAAGAGAACACACCAACUAAACCUCUACGACGAUCAUCACGUAAACAUAAAAAUUCACCCAAAUUACAAAGCUUUAAAGGUGUGCUACUUGAACAGAAGAAAAAUGUUUCACCCAUAAAAUAUCCUGUUGUAUGUCUAACAAAAAUGGAUUUCACCAAUCUUAUAUCUCCCACACAAAUGUUAAAAACACCACACAAUACAACCGAAGCUAAAGACUCUCCACCUAAAUUAAAUCACAACAGACGGUCCAUACUCGAAAUAGAAGAAAGUCCUCAAUCAGUUUGCGAUAGUGAAAAGAGUCACAAAAGACUACACUAUGAUGGUAUGUCUGAUAACGGACCAAACUGUAAAUUACCAAAAUUAGACCCAAGUUUAGCACCUAAAGCUCGUCUCUCUUUAUUCAAUAGUGAUAAACUCAAAGAGAUAUUGUCAGCAAAGUCAUUCUAUGGAAAAAAUAAUCCAGACUUAAACACUAGUAUAACAACAAAAAUAUCAAAUGCUAUAGAAUCAACUGCAACUCAUCCACGUCGUUCAUUCGGUCAUUCCAACCGACGUAAACGAAAGCCAGGGGAAAUUAAUAUGGGGGUAAAACACAAGAUUCGUAAACCGAAAUAUAACAAGCCCAAUAUAUCCAGUAUCAAAGGAAAUACAAAAACAUCCGGAGAAAUCGUACCUGACACAUUAAAUAAAAGCAUCAUAUCUCAAAAUUCUACGAAUGAUGUUGAAUUAAUUUCACAGGAAUUAGUGACAGACAAAGUUAAUCCAUUUGUACAAGAGCAACAAACAAUAGAAGCAUUAUUGAGUCAAUGGACAGAAGAGGAAGUCCCAGAAACGGAAUUAAGUUACCGAAAAGCUGAAGUUCCAUGCUUUAAUAAUUCAAUAAUAGAGGAGACGAGUUCCAUCUUCCAACCAGUAACUGCCACUCCGGUGGAAAGCUUACCUCUUCCGGAAGAUUCCGACACCAUUAUCAUUGAACUGGGUGCAUCAAACAAUGGCCAAGGGAAUGCAGGUCAAGAAGAUAUUGUUAUGGCAGAUUCUAAUAUGACAGAUAAAGAAUCAAAAACUGAGUUUCUGCCUGUAGAUGGAGGUUUUAUUGUUGUUGAAGAUAAUGAAAUUAAAGAACCAGAAGAAUUAACAGAUCUGGACGCUAUAGAGCGUGAAUUAAAGAUGUUAGACGAACAGAUCCUGCACAUGGCCCAGUCUAACAACAUCAACGCUGAAGCAGUCCUCGCCUCCACUGAAAAAGAUAUACCAAGAGUCAGUCCUGAAUUAAUCUCGGACGAAGAAAACAAUACAUCAAAAACAAAACCUAUGAAAUUAUUUUCUAUUUUCAAUAAACCAAACCCUGGGGUUACCAGUCUACCAAAAGGUACAGAUAAAAGCAGAAGGUCGAUAUUAAAGUCAAUAAAAGACCAGUACGUAAUAGACGCUGGUCAGAAAAAAUUCGGCGUCACUCAGUGCAAUGAGUGCGGAGUUAUUUAUCAGAUCGGUGACCCUCAGGAUGAGCAUGAUCAUUUAGUUCAUCACAAUGCCACAGAUGUUCUUAAGUUUAAUGGUUGGAAGGAGGAGUGUGUGGUACAUCGUACAGAGAGUGGUCGUGUGCUGCGCGUGCGAGGUGGUUGCGGAGGCUGGAGACGUGUGGCGGCGUUGUUGGCGCGUCUCGUUCACGUACAACUCGGAUAUGAAGCUGCACUGCCCAAUGAACAACAUCACUAUACUGCUUACUUGUAUGUGGAGAAGAAGCAGAUAGUGGGCUGCUUGAUAGUGGAACCUAAAGUUAAGGCUUACAAGUUGAUACCUGGAGAUCCAGACUGCUGUAGUGUUGAGGACUACCCAGUCAAAUGUGGAGUGUCUCGUGUCUGGACACACGCGAGUCACAGACGCAAGCGCAUCGCGUCCCAGCUGGUGGACUGCGCGCGCGCAACAUUCCUGCACGGAGAUGUGGUGCGCGUCAACGAGCUCGCCUUCAGCGCCCCCACUGCUGCUGGGAAAGCCUUCGCAGCUAACUACACCGGACAUGAUAACUUCUUUGUAUAUAUUGAUUAAAUAUUAUAUAUACU